ACUUGAGGAUCAAAGCGAAAGUAAAAUGCACCGGCCUAAUAUCUCAUUUUAUGCAAACAGAAAUAUCUCAACACUUAGUUUUCUUAAUUGAGAUUUUCUGGAUGGAACAUCAUUCAGAUAUAUGACGGUUGUCCAUACAUUUCCACGCAGUUCAGUCCAGAUGCAAAUAUCAAAGUCAUCAAAUGGAUCCUUCACAUAACUUCAGUGGACAAACUGAUCUUUGAUUUAGUUUGGUCCAGAUGCAAAGACCAAAUUUAUCUAAACCCAUCUGUGGGCCCGUGAGUGGUGUCUGGUCAGUGGAUCCGCCUCAAAACUUAAGUGGACAUGAAGAUCCUACGUGUAGCAUGGAGCCACCAGAACCCAGCUGUGUGUCCAUGAAGAGUGACUGGUCAAUGGAACCUCCACGUAACUUUAGUGGACACACUGUAACAUCCAAUAAAGCAGAUCGUUACAACACUAAUCUUGGGUUUAGCUCGGACCUGCCAGAACCCAGCUGUGUGUCCAUGAAGAGUGACUGGUUGAUGGAACCUCCACGUAACUUUAGUGGACACAAUGAAUUUGGGGUUAGACCAGAGCUGCCAGCAUCCAGCUGUGUCCAGGAGGAGUGACAUGUCAAUGGAUCCUUCACUUAACUUUAGUGGAUAUACUGAUCUUUGGUUUAGCCAUGACCCUCAACAUGCCAAAGUCCUCAAAGUCCUCCUAGAUAUUAGAUCUAAUCUGAAGAAGAAGUUUCAGUGUCUGUAUGAGGGAAUAGCAAAGCAAGGAAACCCUACAUUCCUGAAUGAGAUCUACACAGACCUCUACAUCACAGAGAGUGAGAGUGGAGAGAUCAAUAAUGAGCAUGAGGUGAGACAUUUUGAAAUACAAUACAGGAGAGUAUCAACAGAGGACACGCCAAUCAAAUGCAGAGACAUCUUUAGACCUUUACCUGGACAAGACAAACCCAUCAGAUCUGUGCUGACAAAGGGAGUUGCUGGCAUUGGAAAAACAGUUUCUGUGCAGAGGUUCAUCCUGGACUGGGCUGAAGGGAAAGAGAAUCAGGACAUCAAAAAACUCAGUCUUUCAGAUCUUCUUCUUAUCUUUUUUCCUGAUACCAAAGAAAUGGAAUUAUCCAGUGACAAAUAUAAAGUGAUGUUCAUCUUUGAUGGUCUGGAUGAGUGUUGUCUGUCUCUGGAUUUUCAGUCUAUUCUGAGGUUGUGUGAUGUACGUGAAUCAGCCUCAGUGGAUGUGCUGCUGAUGAACAUCAUUGCAGGGAAUCUGCUUCCCUCUGCUCUCAUCUGGAUCACCUCCAGACCAGCAGCAGCUGAUCUCGUCCCCUCUGAGUGUGUCCAUCGAGUGACAGAGGUACGAGGCUUCAAUGAGCCACAGAAGGAGGAAUACUUCAGGAAGAGAAUCAGUGAUCAAAACAAUUAUCUCACACCUGAAGUCAUCAAGAAGCCUCCACAUAAUGUGCCACAUCCUAGUGUUUUUUCUGGAUCUCAUCCACUGUUUUAGAGAAGAUGUUGAGUGAAGUAGGGAGUGGAGAGAUUCCCAAGACUCUCACUCAAAUGUACACGCACUUCCUGAUCAUUUAAACCAACAUUAAACACGAGAAGGACUAUGAAAAGAACGUGAAGGAUGAGAACAUGAUUCUUAAACUGUGGAAGCUGGCUUUUCAGCAACUUGUGAAAGGCAACCUCAUCUUCUAUGAGGAAGACCUGAGCGAUUGUGGCAUUGAUGAGACAGAAGCAUCAGUGUACUCAGGACUGUGCACUCAGAUCUUCAGAGAGGAGUUUGGCUUGCAUCAGGGGAAAGUAUUCUGCUUUGUACAUCUGAGCAUCCAGGAGCAUCUAGCAGUUCUAUAUGUGCUACUUUCAUUCCUGUUGAACAAGAGGGAUGUGCUCAAUGAAACUGUCAAGUCAAGUCACCUUUAUUUAUAUAGCGCUUUAAAGAGCC
Molecule: messenger RNA, 1935 nt
Organism: Carassius gibelio (silver crucian carp)
Lineage: Eukaryota; Metazoa; Chordata; Actinopteri; Cypriniformes; Cyprinidae
Product: NACHT, LRR and PYD domains-containing protein 3
Exons: 7
Coding region: 553-1494 (313 amino acids)
Source: RefSeq, a predicted model, not a curated record